CGAACACCGCAGCGAAAGCGAACGCGUGUGCGAAGAAGGCAAAGAAAACAUCUGAGCGACGAGCAAACGGAUUUUUUCUUCUGGCUGCCUGCCUCUGUAUACUGUGCAACCGAUUUCGUGAGUUUUGCGAAGUGAUUUUUCAAUAGUUGCUGAACGUUGAAAAUUUCGAAAUUUGUUCUUAAAGUGCGCAUUAGAGUGAGCUUCGUUGGUGAAAAGUGAAAUUCAACCGAUUUUUGGUUGAUAUCGUGGGAAAAAUUGCGUAAAAACUUACGCUCGGUGGUUGUUUUCGUUUUCUGUUUUGCCCGUUUCUGUUGGAAGCCGCCGCCGCAGUUGGCCUUGAGAGUGAAGCGAUUUUCGUUCGGAGGGACGGUUGAUAUGUUUAUUUUGCUGGACCGCCAGCCAGAGAUUCCAGAGCAGUAGUGAUUGGUUUUUGCAUGAAAUUGUAGGUAGAUGGAUAACUACACGGAAAGCAGUGGAGUUGAUUCGUCCCCCGACAUGAACUCCAGUGUCGAAUUGCCGUCGCCGGACCGGUCGAUUGUGAUGCCUCGGAAGUUAACGUUUGGGCUGUCUCCCGAGAAUGAUCCGGUAGGAAGUGAUUACCGGCGGGCAGCGCUGGCAGUUAGUCCCCGAAAACAACCGUCAAUUUCUCCGCCGUAUCGGAAAGUGCGAGCGCUGCGGCUGUUUGAUUCGCCAGCCACUCCAAAGACGAUCAUUCAAAAGUCAACAAGUAAAUUCAUGAAAGCGCUGGGCAAUGCCAAUGCGAAAGAAUCUGAGCUUGCCAAACAAAUCGAUACCAACGAAGUCAUCAGCGAGAAACCUCGAGCUGUUCCGUUGCAUCGGUCACAUUUUGAGAACGUAAUUCCGUCAGCAAAUGUCAAUCCGUUUACUCCUCCGGGGAUGUUCAUGCGAACGAAGAAACGGAUGCGCGAGACCGUGUUGAAUUCCAGUUUUCCGGCCGUUUUCCCAAGCAACAAGGUAAAUCAACCCUCUCUCCGGCAAAGUUUUGGCUACUUCCAGAAGUCCUGCAAUGACUCACUCAAGACUUCAACCCUGCUGGAAGAUGAUCACACCGAAGUCCGGCAGGCCCCGAAACGGCUAGCUCUGCAAGACUCAAACAUUUCGCGGUAUGAGAAAGAGUUCGUGGAACUGACGUUGCUCGGUGUUGGCGAGUUCGGAUUGGUGUACCAGUGCAUAAAUCGAUUGGAUGGCUGUGUUUACGCAAUCAAGCGAAGUAUCAAACCCGUCGCCGGCAGUUCCUUCGAGAAGACGGCUCUAAACGAAGUCUACGCUCAUGCUGUCCUCGGUAAGCACGACAACGUAGUUCGAUACUACUCGGCGUGGGCCGAAAACAAUCACAUGCUGAUCCAAAACGAGUUCUGCAACGGCGGAAGUUUGCAGACCCUGCUGCAGGAACGAACCCUCAAGGAGUCCGAGUUGCGAAUGUUGCUGCUCCACAUCGCCGAGGGUCUCAAGUACAUUCACUCGAACGAUCUCGUUCAUAUGGAUCUGAAAGCUGGAAACAUUUUCCUCACCAAAGUGCCAAUCCGUCCGUCGUGCUCUUCCGGUCCUUCGCAUCAUCCGGACAACGCCGACGACGGUUUCGAAGAUAUCUUCGAAGACCUCGAAAACGAGUUCCUAAUAACGUACAAAAUCGGUGAUCUCGGUCAUGUCACGUCGGUGAACGACCCCCAGGUAGAGGAAGGCGACUGUCGAUACCUUCCGAACGAAAUCCUCCAAGAGGACUUCUCCAAUCUUCCCAAAGCGGACAUCUUCUCGCUGGGAAUAACGUUGUACGAAGCGGGCGGAGGCGGUCCCCUCCCGAAGAACGGACCAAAAUGGCACCAGCUGCGGAGUGGAUCAUUCCCCGAUCUGCCCAACAUCAGCCGGGAGUUCAAUGAGCUAAUCAAGGUGAUGAUGCAUCCCGAUCCGGAGAAGCGACCCUCCUCGACUACCAUUUUCAACCAUUCGGUCCUGUCGCCGAUCGAUUCCAAAAGCAAGGCGCAGCUCUGUCUCGAACUCAGCAUGGAACGGCAGAAGAACGAGGUGUUGAUGCGAAAGUUGAAGGAGCAGAGCAAAAUGCUAAAGUCGUACGAGCAAGCGCAGACACCGAGUACUCGCAAGUGUCGAAGUUCGGCUACCCGCGAAUUGACGGUAUCCGAUCGGAAACUACGUUCCUAUUCACGCAAAAAACGGUCCACGAACCUGAUCACAACGCGACGGGGUAUUCGGGACAACAGCAAGGGGAAGGACUACUAAGCAGCACCACUCAUCGAUCGAUCCGUACACAGAUUGAAGGCAGCCGAAGAAAUCAUCGUGCACAGAGGACAACCAGAUAGGCAGAGCAACAGUACAGCAGCAGCAACUCGAUAUCGAAUAUCACACAAAAAAGGGAAGCUGAACCGGAAACGGACAUCGAAUUUGUGUUACACUUUUCUUAUUUUUUUUACUUUGGAUGUAUUUUUAAUCUGGAAUCGUCUUUAUACUCAAAAUUUAAUUUUUCAUUUCGGAUUUUUUUUUCGACCUUAUUUCUAAAUUAUUUUUUAGUAGUUUGUUUAAAACUGUCUUGAACUCGUUUAUACAAGAAACAAAAUGAUUAAUUAUUUAGGUUUGUCAGGAUUAAAAAGUGUUAUAAAGUUACAUUGUUUUGGGCGAAAGUUGAACUAAAUUAAACGUAAAUUAUAAGUUAUCCAAAAUCGUUAUGAUAAUCUAAUAUCAACACAACAAAGAAUUAAAAACAAUGUGUUAAAAGCUAAGCUGUGAGACUUGUUGAUGCGAAGCGUGCCUUUCGAGAUGUGAACCAUCGGAAUAAUACGACAACAGUAUGUGAAGAUAAACUAACAGUCAAAUAUUGAUGUACCUACAUUUCAAUCAAACGAUAAGUCCAAAAUAUCAGAAGGAGGAGACAUUGCCCUACUCUGGGACUAGUAAUAUAGGAAAUGCGGUGUAAAC
Messenger RNA from Aedes albopictus (Asian tiger mosquito), 2949 nucleotides. It is a transcript of the gene Wee1, whose product is annotated as wee1-like protein kinase. Lineage: Eukaryota; Metazoa; Arthropoda; Insecta; Diptera; Culicidae. The record is from RefSeq and is a predicted model, not a curated record. The transcript is spliced from 4 exons. Gene Ontology annotation, cellular component: nucleus; cytoplasm. Bases 451 to 2256 code for a protein of 601 amino acids. Gene Ontology annotation, biological process: protein phosphorylation; mitotic cell cycle; negative regulation of G2/MI transition of meiotic cell cycle. Gene Ontology annotation, molecular function: non-membrane spanning protein tyrosine kinase activity; magnesium ion binding; ATP binding.